Pecten maximus is the source of this 1183-nucleotide messenger RNA. RefSeq lists its product as uncharacterized. The coding region runs from base 140 to 784 and encodes 214 amino acids. Lineage: Eukaryota; Metazoa; Mollusca; Bivalvia; Pectinida; Pectinidae. The transcript has 5 exons. The record is from RefSeq and is a predicted model, not a curated record.
UCAACUUUAAAGACAAUUCGGACAAAAAUGAGUCAAAUGACUAAUAAUUUGAUAAUUUGGGCUUAUUAAAUAUCCACAUAAAUACGAUGUGCAUUACUGAUCUUCGCCAUAUUCAUCACUUCGACCCCGAGGAUACAACAUGUCUCCCGUCGUCCUGUUACUGGCUGUCCUGACAGGAAGCAUUUCAGCUUCUACAAUCCGUGAAUAUACCGGCGGAAAUGACGUCAGCGAUAUAUUUGAUCACCAAGACAACGUUCUAGACGAGAUUGAAGAAAUGCCCACAUUACCGGCCGAAUUCGACAGCGAGUGGGAUAAUACUACAAACGGGGAUAUGCCCGACAUGAAGUGCAUGGCGUAUUUUAUGUGUAUGAUGCAGAAUGAGUCCCCAGAACCUUCAGGGUCCUUUAAAAAUGGCUUCGAUGUCACGCCCAAGUUUCUAAAGAAGCAUUGCAGGUACAUGAAGAAGUCCUUAGCGUGCUACUACGAUGGAGAAUAUGCAGACUGUCCUGAUGUUGUGAAUUUUGUGGAAUCGCUCACCGCCAGAUACCAAUACAUGUGUUUCCAGCCGGGGAAAUCAGUUGUACAAUCCAUGCUUCCAUGUUUUAACAAGUAUGAUGUCCAGAUGUCAUUGUUGACGGUCAUCCAAUGGAAUGACAUAUUCGAUGGAAACUACCAUGAAUUGGCCAAACCCGAAGCCUUCGGAUACCGACUCCAUGAUGUGCUGGGCAAUGGAGAAAUUUUACUACGAGACUGGAGCAGAGGUCGAACGCCACUGUUCGGUUGAGGUUCGCGGAACAUACGAAACCUUUCUCAUCGAGACAUCGCGUCCCACUUUACGACAUCAUAACUGCACUUUAGGAAUGGAAGAAGAGGACAACGCAAACCUUUAAAAAUGUAUUUUCAAACUAUGAUUUAAAUGAUCAAAAUAAAGCCGUAAGCAAACUUUUUUCUUCAACUUUCAUAACUCAGUACAAAUGACGCGAAAGUAAUACUUCGUUCCGAGUUUGAGCUUGCGCUUUUCGCAGGAGUUAUCGCCCCUGAUAUAUAGCCUUCUUUAGUUGAGGGAGGACUGGUAGCGUGCCAACACGGGAGGUAGGACUAAACAUUGAAAGGGAAGCUGUUGUCUUAUUGUUGUCAUGAUGAAACGAGAAAUCUUAAUAUCAAUAAAUUCGUCAAAUAUCAA